Molecule: messenger RNA, 663 nt
Organism: Durio zibethinus
Lineage: Eukaryota; Viridiplantae; Streptophyta; Magnoliopsida; Malvales; Malvaceae
Product: putative glutathione S-transferase
Biological process (GO): glutathione metabolic process
Cellular component (GO): cytoplasm
Molecular function (GO): glutathione transferase activity
Source: RefSeq, a predicted model, not a curated record
AUGGCUGAAGUGAAGCUGCUUGCAACAUGGCCUAGUCCUUUCUAUUAUAGGGUCGUUUGGGCCCUGAAAUUGAAAGGAAUAGCAUAUGAAUUCAUAGAAGAAGAUCUAACCAAUAAAAGUCCCCUGCUUCUCCUGUAUAAUCCAGUUCACAAGAAAAUACCAGUACUCAUUCAUGGUGGAAAGCCAAUUUGUGAGUCUAUGGUUAUUCUUGAAUAUAUCGAAGAGGUUUGGCCACAAAAUUCCUUGCUGCCAACUGAUCCAUAUGAUAAAGCCAUUGCUCGUUUUUGGAUUAAAUUUGCCGAAGACAAGAGCCCAGCAAUCUGGAUGGUUUUCUGGACCAACGGUGAAGAACAAGAGCAGGCGGUUAAGGACAGCUUGGAAAUGCUAAAAACCAUUGAAGAACAUGCCUUUGGAGGGAAGAAAUUUUUUGGGGGAGACCAGAUUGACAUGGUGGAUUUAGCUUUUGGUCAACUUGCCCAAUGGUUACAAGUCAUUGAAGAUGUAACAGGGUUGAAGCUACUUGAAGCUAGUAAGUUCCCUCGUUUGCAAACAUGGAUCAAAAACUUCAAACAAGUUCCUACAAUCAAAGAAAACCUUCCCGAUUAUGAUCAGAUGUUUGAUUUCUUCACGGUUCGCAGGGAGAUGCUACUUGCAUCAAAAUGA